UGUGCCUGGGCAGCGGGCGGAGCCGCCGCCGCUGCCGGAGCCGCUCCGCGCGUUGGAGGCUGCGUUCCGCUCGGCUCCGUUUCGCAGCAGCUGCCGGCAGGGAGGGAGGCAGGCGGGCGCCGCCCGCGCCGCGCCGAUGGGUCUGUUCCCGCUCCUCUGGGCGUGUGCGGCCGCCGCCGGGGCAGCUGUAGGAUUUGGAACGGAUCCUGACUUACAAAUUGAUAUCAUCACAGAACUGGAUCUCAUGAAUACAACCAUUGGGGUAACACAAGUGCCAGGACUGCACAAUGCCAGCAAAGCAUUUUUAUUUCAAGAUACAGAAAGAGAAAUCCAUGCAGCACCCCAUGUGAGUGAGAAGUUGGUUCAGCUCUUUCGGAAUAAAACUGAGUUCACGUUUCUGGUGACCCUUCAACAGAAGGCAUCGACUUCAGGAGUUAUACUGUCCAUCCGGGAGUUAGAGCACAGCUAUUUUGAACUGGAGAGCAGUGGCUUACGGGAUGAGAUUAGAUAUCACUACAGGUUUAAUGGGAAGUCAAGAACAGAGGUGUUCCCAUAUCGCCUGGCAGAUGGACAGUGGCACAGGAUUGCAGUGUCUCUUAGUGCAUCCCACCUUCUUCUCCAUGUGGACUGCAACAGGAUUUAUGAACGCAUCAUUGAUCCCCCAGAAACAAAUCUGAUACCUGAAAGUAAUUUAUGGCUUGGACAGAGGAACAGGAAACAUGGUUUCUUUAAGGGUGUUAUUCAAGAUGUGAAAGUUGUCUUUAUACCUAAUGGAUAUAUAACGCAGUGUCCUAAUCUGAAUCGCACAUGCCCAACCUGCAGUGAUUUCUUAAGCCUGGUGCAAGGAAUCAUGGAUUUACAAGAACUCCUGGCGAAAAUGACUGCAAAACUAAAUUAUGCGGAAACAAGACUGAGUCGAUUGGAAGACUGUCACUGUGAGAAGACUUGUCAAGUAAAUGGAUUGAUCUAUAGAGACAAAGAUUCUUGGGUUGAAGAUGAUCAUUGCAGGAACUGCACGUGCAAAAGUGGAGCUGUGGAAUGUCGAAGGAUGUCCUGUCCCCCUCUUGAUUGCCCUCCUGAUGCUCUCCCAGUGCAUGUGGAUAGCCUGUGCUGUAAAGUAUGCAAGGCAAAGUGUAUCUACGGAGGCAAAGUGCUAGCAGAAGGUCAACGAGUAUUAGCUAAGAGCUGCAGGGAAUGUCAAAAUGGAGUUUUGGUAAAAGUAACAGAGACUUGUCCACCACUGAACUGCUCAGAAAAAGAUCAUGUACUUCCGGAGAACCAGUGUUGCAGUGUUUGCAGAGGCCAUAACUUCUGUGCAGAAGGAUACAGAUGUGGUGAAAAUUCAGAGUGCAAAAACUGGAACACAAAGGCUACAUGUGAAUGCAAGAAUGGUUAUCUCUCUGUCCAGGGGGACUCCACAUAUUGUGAAGAUAUUGAUGAGUGUGCUGCCAAGAUGCAUUACUGCCAUGCUAACACUGUGUGUGUUAACUUGCCUGGAUCCUAUCGUUGUGACUGUGUCAUGGGAUAUGUCCGAGUGGAUGAUUUCUCGUGUACAGAGCAUGAUGAGUGUGGCAGUGGGCAGCACAGCUGUGAUGAGAAUGCAAUCUGUACCAACACUGUCAGAGGACAUAGCUGCACUUGCAAACCUGGAUAUGUGGGGAAUGGGACCAUCUGCCGAGCAUUCUGUGAAGAAGGAUGCAGAUAUGGUGGAACUUGUGUAGCCCCUAACAAAUGUGUCUGUCCUUCUGGAUUCACAGGAAAUCAUUGUGAGAAAGAUAUUGAUGAGUGUGCAGAGGGGAUCAUUGAGUGUCACAACCAUUCACGCUGUGUUAACCUCCCAGGGUGGUACCACUGUGAGUGCAGAAGCGGUUUCCAUGACAAUGGAAGCUAUUCUCUUUCCGGGGAGUCCUGUGUUGAUAUCGAUGAGUGUGCCUUGAAGACCCACACCUGUUGGAAUGAUUCAGCCUGCGUGAACCUGGCAGGAGGGUUUGACUGCCUUUGUCCAUCUGGACCAUCUUGUACUGGAGACUGUCUCCAUGAAGGCGGCUUCAAGCGGAACGGGCAGGUGUGGACCCUGAGGGAGGACAGAUGCUCCGUUUGUUCCUGCAAGGAUGGGAAGAUUUUCUGCAGGAGAACAGCCUGUGACUGCGAGAACCCCAGCGCCGAUCUCUUCUGCUGCCCGGAGUGUGACACCCGUGUCACCAGCCAGUGCCUCGACCAAACUGGGCACAAGCUCUACCGCAGCGGGGACAACUGGACCUACAGCUGUCAGCAGUGUCGUUGCCUGGAAGGAGAGGUGGACUGUUGGCCUCUUUUGUGUCCAAAUCUAAACUGCGAGUACACAGCCACAUCAGAAGGCGAGUGCUGUCCUCACUGCGUCAGUGACCCCUGUCUGGCUGACAACAUCACCUAUGACAUCAGGAAAACCUGCCUAGAUGGCUAUGGAAUCACGAGACUUAGUGGUGCUGUAUGGACAAUGGUGGGAUCUCCUUGUACAACCUGCAAAUGCAAGAAUGGGAAUGUCUGCUGCUCGGUGGAUUUAGAGUGUCUCAACAAUAACUGACGUCCUCAGAGUGGACUGUGCUGGGGGAGGAAAACUGAUGGAGUUAACAUCUGAAAUGAAGCCGUAUGCGUUGGUGUUUUGUACAACAGACAAUUACCAAAGUCUCCGCAAGAGGAAGAUGUUUGGGAGUUGCCUUUGGGACCUAUCACUAUGCUCAUCCUUGCUAGCCUUGUCUGGGUGACUUACAGUACAGCGCAUAUAAGUCAAUGGUUGUUACAAGUUCUCAGUGUUGUAAAUUACACACUUUUCCUGUCAAGACAUUUGCAAACAUGUUUAAAUUAUUUCAUGGGUAUACUAAUGCUGUAUUUUUGUUUUAAUUUGUGUAUUGACAACAUGAUAGAAUUCAGCUCUUCUUACUUUGGAUCUAAAUGUUACAAACGAGACAGCCUGUUGUGAUUUUGUCCCAUGAUAUCACAUACUUAGUUCCAAGGUCCCUGUCGGAUGUAUUUAUGAAAAUAUGUAUGUAUGUACAGUCAGAUUGCAUAGUACUUAUAUUUCACAGCUGUCCAACAUUUUAAAACAUUGAAAGGUAUAUUUGAUUGGAUAGAAUGGAGGUAAUCAAACUGAGUCUGUCUUAUAAAUGCCAUGGCAAAAAGCACUUUCUUUUCCAUGUGUGUGGAGCAGCAGCAAGACUCCCAUAGUGAGCAAUGCUACGAAAACAUCACACCGCCAUUUCAACACAUGUUCAGAAGAGUCAGUAGUCCUUAUCUGUGUUCUGCUUUGCAAGAGAAACUGCAAAUGCUGAAAAAGGGUAUAAUCCCUCUCAGUAUUGCAGUGAGAAAAUGGUCAGCCUUGAGAUGAUGCAGUUUGAAUGGAUUUUGCAGUUUGGUAAGAUUUUGCUGUUGAUUGUAACGUCAUCGAUUAGUUCAGAUUUUUUUCUUUUUUAUAUUUGCAGUGAUAAUGAUGUCCACCCUUCUCAGUAACUGCUGCCGUAAUGGCAAAGUGCAGAAGGUGCUGUGCCAGUGACAUGCAGGACAGCAGACCUUAACUGCUGGUAACUUUCAUUACCCAGUUAAUGGCUCAGUAACAGGUUUUUCUCUUUUUUGUAUUUUACGACAUAGAAAAAGUUUUAAAUUUACCAUGCACACAGUGUCUUUUAGUACAUAAGUUUAGAUAGAAAUACAAAUGAAAACUCGGCCCUGUACUGAGGUUAGAGUUUAGUUUCUCUUCUGUUUAUGCCUACUUUUCUCCGGAGGCUAGAAAGUUUGUGACACUAGAGCAAGAAUAUAUUUCUAUGAUGAUGACAUCUUCAGCUUAAAUGUCACCUUUUUAAUGUGCUGUUGUGUUUUGUUCUGCUCAUUUGUGCAGUGGGUUUUUUUGUUUGCUUGUUUGUUUGUUUUUCUUUUUAUUCAAUUAACUGAACGAGUAUGUGGAAAGGAGUGCAGGAAUAAGUAAAGUGACUACUGUCUGGACAGUCAACAUCUGAGGCUUUCAUAGCUUCGUGCGGAAAACAUGACACUGCUAAAAGAAGAAUGAAGUGUGACUGAAAUGAAAAAAGAGUCUUAAAUGAAGUACUGCCAUGUUUCUUACAAGGGGAAAACUGGCAAAACAAUAUAAAAAAUGAUGUGACGAUUCAGACAGUUUUCUUCCCUUUUUUUUCAAACGUUAUUUGUUUUAUCUAACUCUGGUUUGUGUGGUAAAUUUAUUUUCUUUAAAUGCCCCGUCAUUUCCAGCUAUUGAUGUAUUGACUAUAUUUGCAUUGCCAUAAUGAUUGUAUAAUAAGGGAAAUGGUUGUGUUUUGUAUGAUACUCCAAGGAUGUCUGUAAAUCAUGCCAACUCAUUUUGUAUAUCACAUUGUAAAACCCAACGGUAAUUCAGUUGGAUGAGACAUCCAGUGGGAUGAGAUAUAAAAGGGGAAUGAUUUAAAACUUGUGGGCAUCUAAAUAAACUCCUAUGUACA
Molecule: messenger RNA, 4463 nt
Organism: Tympanuchus pallidicinctus (lesser prairie-chicken)
Lineage: Eukaryota; Metazoa; Chordata; Aves; Galliformes; Phasianidae
Gene: NELL1
Product: neural EGFL like 1
Exons: 20
Coding region: 137-2563 (808 amino acids)
Molecular function (GO): calcium ion binding; protein binding
Source: RefSeq, a predicted model, not a curated record